Molecule: messenger RNA, 1968 nt
Organism: Trichomycterus rosablanca
Lineage: Eukaryota; Metazoa; Chordata; Actinopteri; Siluriformes; Trichomycteridae
Gene: rel
Product: v-rel avian reticuloendotheliosis viral oncogene homolog
Exons: 9
Coding region: 47-1867 (606 amino acids)
Biological process (GO): response to cytokine; positive regulation of transcription by RNA polymerase II; canonical NF-kappaB signal transduction
Cellular component (GO): cytoplasm
Molecular function (GO): RNA polymerase II cis-regulatory region sequence-specific DNA binding; DNA-binding transcription factor activity, RNA polymerase II-specific
Source: RefSeq, a predicted model, not a curated record
GACAAAGGGAGUUUGACUGUGUGUAGCCGCCUGGGUGUCCACAAAUAUGGAUGUGGGAGGACCCUGUGCUCAGAUCUUUGAACAACCCAAACAACGAGGCAUGCGCUUUAGGUAUAAGUGCGAGGGUCGCUCAGCUGGGAGUAUACCCGGAGAAAAAAGCUCAGACAAUAACAGGACAUACCCAAGCAUUCAGAUUCUGAACACAUGUGGAAGAGGAAAAGUGCGUGUGUCCUUGGUAACUAAAAACGAACCAUACAGACCACAUCCGCAUGACCUGGUGGGAAAAGACUGCAAGGAGGGAUACUAUGAGGCAGAAUUUGGAUCUGAACGUAAAGUUAUUGCAUUCCAGAACCUGGGGAUCCAAUGUGUGAGGAGAAGAGAGGUCAAGGAUGCCAUCAUGCAGAGAAUAAAUCGAGGCAUCAACCCCUUUAAUGUCUCCAGAGAGCAGCUCCUGCAGAUGGAGGAGUACGACCUGAACGUGGUGCGUCUAUGCUUUCAGGUGUUUUUGCAAGAUGAGGCCGGACGCUUCAGCAUUCCACUGGUCCCUAUCAUCUCCAAUCCUAUCUACGACAACCGGGCCCCAAACACAGCUGAACUGCGCAUCUGCCGUGUCAACAAGAACAGUGGCAGUGUUAAAGGUGGUGAUGAGAUCUUCCUGCUCUGUGACAAAGUACAGAAAGAUGAUAUCGAGGUGCGCUUCUUCACCCAGACCUGGGAGGCCAGAGGCUCCUUCUCCCAAGCAGACGUGCACAGACAGGUGGCCAUUGUUUUUCGUACGCCUGCCUACUAUGACACAUCCAUCAUAUCUCCCGUCACUGUGCAUAUGCAGCUACGACGCCCCACAGACCAGGAAGUGAGUGAGCCAAUGGAGUUCAGAUACCUGCCCGAUGACAAAGAUCCUUAUGGGUGUCGAGAGAAGAAGAGGAAAAUAGAGAAUCUUAUGAAGUUCAUUCCUAACUUUACCUCUGGACCUUUGAACUCCAUGAACAGACCAAAAGCAGUGCCUCAGACUGCUAUGAUGUCUGCAAGGAUAAAGACUGAGCCAACAAACUUUUAUGCAAAACACCCUAGCACUGGCAUGAUACGGCCAAAUCAACAAAACAUCUACAGCAGUAAAUAUCAGGCCUCCCCCAUGAUGACUCCUACUUCAGGAUCUCAAGCUCCAGCAUCAUUCGGUCAGGUCAGUUGGCCCAGUUCUUCACUUCACUUCAACCAAGCCAGUAGUAACCCUGCACCCAGUAAUGGAGUCAGCAUGCCACAGGUUAACACAGUUAACCAAGCUCCCCCUCUAACAAGCACUGGAGAAAGAGAAAGCAGCCUUCCUAUACUGAGUUCAAUGGAUCUGGAGAUUCUUGAUGCUCAAGGUUCCUCAGUCAGCCAGCCUCGACAGGACCAGCAGGAGCAGAAUGUCCAGCAUUCCCAGCAGCAACUCCACAGGAAGAAAUCCAUGCCUGCAGAAGAAAGUGGCUGGUAUAACUAUGAGCUUCCACACACAUCAGGGACACAUAACGGGGCCUCAAACACAACUGGGUUAAUGGGAAUAAAUUACCAAUUUACAGAAAACCAGGAUAGUGAUGAUAUUCUUCAGAGUCUGGUGGGCCCUCUGACAGCUCAUUUAAAACAAGAGUCUCAAGGGCACAUUGGCAUGACCAUGCUGGAUCCCACCAGCUCCACCUCUGACUGCACGCAGUCCUAUACAAUGCUAAACUACCCAGCAACCAACAACGGUAGUCAAGAUGCACAGAGACAGGCAGAUAGAAGCACUGGUGCCAACAUGAUAGAACAGAGAAAUUCACAGAAUCCAUUGUACCAUGUGGCUGGCAUGGCUGAUCCCAUAAACUGGUACUUUCCAUUUGGUGGUGAAUAAUAGAAAAAUGUAUACAUUUAACACUGCACUUAAUUAUAUGGAAUAUGAUGUGUUAAGAUCUGGUAUUUAUAACCAUAAUUUUUGCUGUAUGAAUAGGCUAU